UACCUCUACAGUUAAUUAUCUGUAUGUACCAGUGAGUCACUGUUAGUACUAUCAUUGACAAUACAGUAAACGAAGCGCGACAGCUGAGACUUAGAAAAAGAGGAAAUAGUUGCUUUAUAUACGCGACCUGAAAAGAAGUACAUAGGAAAAUGUCUAAAAAGCCAGGUACUACCCAAGCAAUGCAUAAGGUUAUAAUGGUUGGAAGUGGAGGCGUUGGAAAAUCUGCCCUUACAUUACAGUUUAUGUACGAUGAGUUUGUCGAGGAUUAUGAGCCUACAAAAGCAGAUUCUUAUAGAAAGAAAGUUGUAUUAGACGGAGAAGAAGUACAAAUUGAUAUUCUAGAUACUGCAGGACAAGAAGAUUAUGCAGCAAUUAGAGAUAAUUAUUUUAGAAGCGGAGAAGGAUUUCUUUGUGUGUUUUCUAUAACAGAAGAUGACAGUUUUCAAGCCACUCAAGAGUUUAGAGAACAGAUUCUUAGGGUAAAGAAUGAUGAAAACAUUCCAUUUCUAUUAGUGGGAAAUAAAAGUGAUUUGCAAGAAAAGAGGAAAGUUACUUUAGCAGAAGCUCAAGCAAGAUCACAACAAUGGGGUGUACCAUAUGUAGAAACAAGUGCAAAAACGAAAGAAAAUGUCGAUAAGGUAUUUUUCGACUUGAUGCGUGAAAUAAGGUCGCGCAAGAUCGAGGACAAGUCAGCGAGCAACGGUCGUGGAAAGGACCGUGCUAACAAGAAGAAAAAGAAGUGCAUUUUUCUAUAGGUAUUUUUUGAUUUAAUGAGCGCGAUAGCUGCACGGAAAGCACAGGAAAAUCAAGGCGAUGGAAAAGAGGGCAAGGAGGAAAGAAAUUGCUGCAUUUUGCUCUAACAAUUACAAAGCAACGCGUAUAACUUUCAUAACGGAAUAUUCAACUUCUAAUUGCAAAAGCUGAGUAAGGAAAGUGUAUUUAUAUAUAUACACACACGUGUUACAUACAUAUAGUAAAACUUUUCUGACACUUUACAGUGAAUUGACGCACUAAACGUAUAUACAAA
Osmia lignaria (orchard mason bee) is the source of this 1027-nucleotide messenger RNA. It is a transcript of the gene Rala, whose product is annotated as Ras-like protein A. NCBI's taxonomy places the organism in Eukaryota, Metazoa, Arthropoda, Insecta, Hymenoptera, Megachilidae. The record is from RefSeq and is a predicted model, not a curated record. Gene Ontology annotation, biological process: signal transduction. Gene Ontology annotation, cellular component: membrane. Gene Ontology annotation, molecular function: GTPase activity; GTP binding.